AUGGCGGUGGAUCUGUUCCUGCUAGCCGUCGUGAUUAUCAUUGCGGUGGCACUGCUCAUCUGCAACGUCUACAUCCUCGUGUACUUCCAGCACGACGACGACAAAAACACUGCCUACUUUCCCAAAGCACUCGUGAUCUUCGGCCUAUUCUUCGCAGAGGCAACAGUGCUUCUGUUGCCGCUAGAUGUGGCGAAUAACUCGACAGCCAUCGGCUGCGCAGAAGGAUGGAAUUCUGUCUGCGGCAAUAUCAACAUGGAUCUUCUGUGGCUGAUGGUCUUCUUGUCCAUCGUCAUCUUCCUCGUGGUACUGCUCCCGUUCGCGAUCUUCUACUACGAAGCGGACGACGGCGAGGACACGUCGAAGAAAAGUCAAUGGGGAGAGGCAAUUAAGAUGGAACUUGGCACAAUCUUCGUCGCUGUAGCGUUGAUCACCGUGCUGUAUUUCACGUCCGCUAAGAGCAGCAUCCCCAUGCGAGCACUGGAAGUGAACGCCAUGUCGGCCACCGAGGGAUUCCAGCCAUACGUUGACGGUACCACUCUGUCCAGCACCAUCGUCACCGCAGCCAGCAACGUCACCAUGCAGCAUAUAACGCUGACGAUGGAUGUGUCAGUGCCCGUGUACGUCACGGGGCUCACGAGUUUUGUGGGCUGGUUCGGCUUCUCCAUUUUCUGCGGCAUCGGACUCGUCGCGUUGCCCAUGGAUCUGAUCCUUGCCUUUUUCCAUCGCCCGAAGUUCAUCAGUGCCGACGUGUACGCAAUUCAAAAGCUGAUUCUACAACGUCGAUCGGUGGAGUUGCUGGAGAUCGGUCGCUCCAUUAAACAGAGUACGGACCGCCCCGGCCACGGCCAGAGCUCCUGGGAACGCAAGAAACAACGUCGCCUGGAUUUCGUGACGCUCAACAAGUUCAAACAGUCCGUCUAUUUACUCGAAGGUGACGUGGUGGACCUGAAACUCUGUCACGAAGAAUACCGGAACUUCAAUCCACUGAAGCCAAUUUUCAAGCUUCUUCUGGGGUGCAUCGCCAGUGUCAUUAGCUGCAUGUGGUUCUUCCACAUCGCGCUCUACAUGCUGCCGAACACGCCGCUAUUGCCGUUCCUCAACACCUACUUCAUCUGGUUCGACCGCUGGUUCCCGCUGUUUGGCACAAUCUCAGUCGGCAUCUUCAGCUCCUACCUGCUAGCGUGUGCAGUCAAAGGCUGCUUCAAGUUUGGUAUGCGCUGCUUCUGCAUCGCGUUGCACCCUAUGAAGCUCCACGGGACGUACAUGAACUCGUUGAUAUUCAAUCUCGGCUUGGUUCUGCUCUGCGCCAUCCCGUCGGUGCAGUUCUGCGACCAAGCGUUCGCUGAGUACGACCGCCUCACAGCCUUGCGGACUCUUAUGGGCGUACAGAUCCACUACUUGAAAGGCAUGCGCACGAUCUGGGACUACAAUAUUUUCGUCUACGCGAUCCUCAUCAUCAGUUUGAUCACUGCCGGUAUUCUCCUGGCCAAACCUAGAGACCGCGCGUCACCUGUGGACGAUAUCCGCAAGAGAAUCGAGCGUCAGGUUCGUGACACUGCGAAUGCCAACGCUGUCUAG
Phytophthora infestans T30-4 is the source of this 1578-nucleotide messenger RNA. RefSeq lists its product as uncharacterized. The transcript is spliced from 3 exons. NCBI's taxonomy places the organism in Eukaryota, Oomycota, Peronosporomycetes, Peronosporales, Peronosporaceae. The record is from RefSeq and is a predicted model, not a curated record. The coding region runs from base 1 to 1578 and encodes 525 amino acids.